Messenger RNA from Puccinia graminis f. sp. tritici CRL 75-36-700-3, 2180 nucleotides. RefSeq lists its product as uncharacterized. The transcript has 5 exons. The coding region runs from base 138 to 1910 and encodes 590 amino acids. The record is from RefSeq and is a predicted model, not a curated record. Lineage: Eukaryota; Fungi; Basidiomycota; Pucciniomycetes; Pucciniales; Pucciniaceae.
UUCCACUCCUCAAUCUGGUGCUACACUUUCAACCAGCUCAAUUCAUUUAUUACGCUUUAUUAUUAAAUUCACCGCACUCAUAACAGACUCACCUGCCUUUCUUUUCACCAUCUUACUUCAAUACACUGUCCUGCCCCAUGAUUGAUCCCAUAGGAGACCGGCCAGCCCACCCUCAGCCUCUCAACCGUCCACCAGUCAGCAAGCCAGCUAAAAGAAAGCGCAAGAAUAAGCCAGCAGACAAUGUUACUGUUACCACUCAGCCACCCAAAUCUAAGCGCAAAAAGCAAAAAGCAAGCACCACACCCGCUACCAAUUCUACUGAAGUGGAUAGUUCUCAUCAUCCAUCAACAACCAGACCCGCCACCAGUUCUACCGAAGCAAAUAGUCUUCAUCAUCCUUCAACAAUCAGACCCGCUACCAAUUUGCCCGAAGUGGAUGGCCAUCAUCAGCAAUCAGCAGCAAGCUUGAACCAAAACAUGGUAGACCACUUAGAGGCCGCUGCUGACGAACUCUCUCAAACCCAGCCUCUUCAGUCCAACCAAUCCGCUCCUGCCAACUUGCUUCCACGUGACAGAGCAAACACAUCCGACCUUCCUCCUCCGCUUGAUAUAUUCAACGAACCUGUUCCUCGCAAGCAAACUAAGAAACUUCGAACUCGAGCCGAAGAUGGCUUGGCAGAUUUGCCUGCCCCACGACCUUACGAGGAGCUCAUGAAGGAAUCGAUAGGCACUCUCAUAGCUGAAGCUCAGGAAAGAUCUAAAGGUGCUAUGUCGCAAGACGAUCACGAAUUCUUUGCAGAGUUCUAUCAAGAACAGCGCAAGACUUUGGCAAUCAAGGCCAUCGAGCGAGCAGUAUCUGUGUCAAUGGUUGACAAUUUUAUCGGCCGUCGGAUCCCACUCAGAGAGCUGACUGGGUGGAACAAAUACAUGAAAACCCCCGAAGCUCGUGAGGUGUUCCAAGGUGCUGGUAAAGGUGUAGGUCAAAGUGAUGCUAUGAGUCGCGUAUCUGCUCUGCGCAAGGCCGCACAGGCAAAAGGAUCUAAUGGGCAGACCGAUGCGGAUGGUACCUCUCAAAACGAGAGAGGGUCAAAUGAGCUGACUCCAGCUGAGCUUGCCCUCGAUAACGAUGAAGAAGCAAUUAGCGAAAACACCCGUCCAAACGAUAAGCAAGGAGGUGGGGUGGGCAAACGUGCCGCUGUCUCACUCAGCCUGGUGUCAGACCGUGUAGAGUCAUUCUUAGAAGAUUGGCUUGAAAAGGCUAAAACAAUGGCUAUCAGCGCCAACUGCGACAUGAUUAUGAUUGCUGUCUCCAACCACUUGGGGCCCCACUCAUUCCAGUUUGUCAAGAAAACUCACGGAGCAAUCCCCUUUGUCAAGCACUCUGACGACAUGGAUGGGAUGUACAACUAUGCCGCCCGAUUUCAAUCUUACAAUACCGGACACGGAGCGGAGUACAUUGCUGAGCUUGCUGAGGGCCUUGAGAAAGAUCCCUCCCGGCCAAUAACUGUGCCGGUUCGCAUGGCCCGACUGAUUGCCAAAAAAACACAGGGUAUUAUCAAAAAAUGGCCCUGGAAAGACAACACGAAGAGACUUAAAAAAAUGAAUUACCGUCUAGUCGUCCAUCCAGAUCUCAGAACUCCUAUCGAGUACAUUACUUCUCCCAGUCGAGGACUAUCUCCCGCUGAUAUCCGCCGUCUUCACCUUGACUUGGAUGACCACUUCAUCGAUGUUGUUGAAAUCGAUAAUCAGGAAAGCAGCAGUGCACGAUCCUUGCAAUCACGUGAUCAAGUCACUCCUCAAUCUAUGCCGAUCAACGACCAAGAAUCCACCAGAUCCUCUCGAAUUCCUGAUGAAGAUGCACCAGGCGAAACCGACCUGGACGACUAUGACGACUCCGGUGAUGAAAGCUGAGGGUCUAUACCUCUUUUUCUUCCCUAUUGAUCUGUUCUUGUCUAUUUCAAUCAAUUCAAUAUCUUGGGUGAUGUUGCUUGCCGUCCCUUCCAAAUCAUGAUCUGCACACGCGAUGUUUUUCCUUAUUAUGCCCGGCUUAUUAUAAAUACACACUGAUCCACUCGGCUUGUUCUGAAUUCAACCUGAUCUGUUCUCCUUGAUUUCUAUUCGCAAUAUACAGUCCCAUGCUUUUGCUUUCCGCUCUGAUGGAAUGCCAUCCAGGAGAUUCAG